Molecule: messenger RNA, 1173 nt
Organism: Lucilia sericata (common green bottle fly)
Lineage: Eukaryota; Metazoa; Arthropoda; Insecta; Diptera; Calliphoridae
Source: RefSeq, a predicted model, not a curated record
AUGGAAUCAGAAGAUGCUUUAAAAGACAUAUUGACAUUGCUUAAGGGAGAUAUAUUUUUGGAUAUUUUUAAAGAACAUAACAUUGAGACAAAUGCUUUAAAAUAUAUGACACCAAGUCAUUUAGACAUUAUAGUACCCAAAGAACUGUUUGGUAAAAGAAUAAUUUUUAAACACCACCUUAAAAUUUUUAAUAUUGAAGACGUUUUAAAAACACCACUUUCCGGAAAAUCGGUUUUAAGUUACUAUGGCAAAAAUAAAAAAUUAAUUACAAAGUUUCAGAGAAUGAUUGCAAGUUGUGUAACAGCACACAUUAUUGAAAAUAAAAUAAAUCCAUCUCCAAAAUAUUUUGAUAAAAUUGCUGAGAAAAUAGUUAAAUAUUUUACAACAGAAAACAAAGAAUUAUAUUUUAUACCCAAAAAGGGAAGAAAGCCAGGAUGCUGCUUGUAUAGCAAGUACCACAACGCUUUGUCGAAUUUAAGAAAAAAAGGUCUCAGAAAAUUUCUAGAAAAUAGCUCAGAUACUUUGGAAAAUGUAGAAGUGGAAUCCGCAAACGAAAAUGCUAUAUCAAAUAAAAAAGACAUGUUAAUAGAUAAAGAGUGGCUAAUGAUUAAUAUUGAGCCAAUGUCAGAGGUCGUUAAAAAGUGGGACAAUACUUUUGAUAUCAGAAGAAACUUCCUGAAAGAAGCAGAAAUUGAUGUAAGAGAUUGUGUUGUACUAGAUCUCAUUCACUCAGUUUUAAAACCAUCAUCGAGAAAAUGCAUUUUAAUUGAUAAAAAGAGAAGAAAAUAUGAAAAGGUUUCAGUUGAAGAUUCAAAAAAAUCAUUCCUUUUAUACGCAUCUAAUAAUUCUGAACUUAACACAAAAGUUAAACUUUUAGUUGAUGAAUAUUUUGCACAGAAACAAUCUUUGCAGCCAUUUAUUUGCGCUAUUGGAUCAUCCGUACUUGAUUUACAUGAAUUUUAUGUAUAUUUUGGAAACAUUUUUUAUAAGCUGCAGAAUAUAAAAUCGUGCGUAGAUCUAUCGCUCAAAAUAUUCAAUUCAAUAGAAUAUCCGCAAAACUGUAAAUGAAUUUGGCUAUUUAUACAAGAGUAUUUUUUUUUUGAAAUAAAGGUACAAAAUAAUGAAAGAUGCACUGCUCUAUCAACUAUAUUGAAUGAUAUAGAAACUGUUUGA